AUGGCGACGGCGCCAGCCUCCGCCAUGCCGUGCGUCCAGCUGCCGCCUGCGGGCGGCGGAAACGGACGCCUUCAGCUCACCGUCAUCCUGUGCCCCCAGCCGCCGCCUCUCCUGCAGUCAGGAGCGACGCCGAGCGAGCCCGAAGGAGGCGCUGGAGGCGACCCCCAGCGCGGCCAGAACGACACAGGUCCCGACACCCAUCAGAAAGACCAGGUUGAUGCGUUCGCUCUGCAGCGAGGGCUGCGGUCAAAAGCCUCGGGACGAGGCACCGAGAGGCGGUUGGCGUCACGCCCGGCGAGCCCGCGAGUUCGUUUGGGACUGCGCGACGCUGCACGGGCCACAGGCGAGGAGGGGAGCCGUAGAGCAGCGACCACUGGAUAUAUUUACAAGAGGCACUCACAUACUACUCUUGUUCGUAAAUGGAAGAAAAAAUUGUCCAACGAAUGUGAUCAACCGAUAAUUUUAAAUUGUAUGGCGGUGGGCAUGGAACAUUGA
Gryllus bimaculatus (two-spotted cricket) is the source of this 495-nucleotide messenger RNA. The record is from the annotation of a GenBank genome assembly. NCBI's taxonomy places the organism in Eukaryota, Metazoa, Arthropoda, Insecta, Orthoptera, Gryllidae.